UGUUCACAUAGUACCUGAAUUUUUCUUGGCAAGAAUACUCUCUAGAUCACAUCUCUAUAUCUUAUUCUCUUGAUUCCUUUAUAAAAAAGCAGAAAGAACAUGGGCCAGACCAACCAGACCUGGGUGACAGAAUUUUUCCUCCUGGGACUUUCUGAUGACCCUCAGACACAGCUGCUACUCUUUGCAUUGUUCCUGGCAGUCUAUUUGUGUACUAUACUUGGAAACUUGCUCCUCACAUCCUUGGUUCUGCUUGAUUCACAACUCCAUACACCCAUGUAUUUUUUCCUGUGUAAUUUAUCUCUGGCAGACCUAUGCUUCUCAACUACCAUUGUGCCUCAAACCCUAAUCCACAUGUUAUCUAGAAGGAAAUUCAUUUCUUUCACAGGCUGUGCAGUUCAACUUCUUCUCAUUCUUUUUUUUGGAUGUACCCAGUGCUCCUUGUUAGCUGUGAUGUCUUAUGAUAGAUACUUGGCCAUUUGCAAUCCCAUGCACUACCCCCUCAUUAUGACAUGGAGGGUUUGUGUCCUCAUGGCUUUGGCCUGCUGGUCAAGUGGUGUUGUAGUGUCUAUGGUAGAUACUACAUUUACACUACGCCUCCCUUAUCAAGGAGAAAAUAGAAUUGCUCAUUUUAUUUGCGAGCCACCAGCCCUUCUGGUUGUAGCAUCUGCAGACACACAUAACUCAGAGAUGGCUGUUUUCCUGAUGGGUGUGGUGAUUCUUCUUGCACCUGUUUCCCUGAUCAUGAUCUCAUAUGUAUGUAUCAUAGCAUCUGUAGUUAGGAUGAAGACAGCCUCAGGAAGACUCAAGGCCUUCUCUACCUGUGGCUCCCACCUCAUUGUAGUCAUUAUUUUUUAUGGAUCAGCAAUCAUCAACUACAUGACACCCAAGUCGGCUAAGGAACUAGGGAAAAUGGUAUCUGUGUUCUAUGCAGUGAUAAACCCUAUGCUCAACCCCCUCAUAUAUAGCCUGAGGAACAAGGAUGUAAAAAGGGCAUUCAAAAAUGUUGCCAAUAGGAGACUGUUCUGUACUGUCUGAUUCUCUCAUUUGCCAUGAAUUUAACUUUAUAUUAUAUGUCUAAAUCUCAUGACUUAUGUUACAGAGAUGGGAUGCCCGUUUAUGAUGGUAUGUAAUUAUACAUAAUUGGUCAUAUAUCAUACCUUUGUCAAAGUCUGAGUUGUAAGGAGAGGUGGAGAUAAUAUCUUUGUUUCUCUGAAGAGCUGAGUGGAAUUAUGAUAAUUUGAAUGACUCAGAAUUUUUCUAUUAUGGUAUUAUCAUUGAAUAUCAUGUAUUAGAAUUUGGAGAAUUUGUAGGCAAAUAUUGUGUAAAGAUUCUUAGGAACAGGAAGAGACAUCCAAGCCUUUAGGUAGUUGAAUUAAUGCUUCAUUCACACAAAAACUCAAUAAAAGCUAAUAUGAUAAUAGAUUGCUCUUAAUAGAAAUAUGAUGUUCAAAAUGUUUAAGGAUAUGUCAAGCCAUUAUAUUCUCACAUGGAUAAUUAUCUUUAGGACUAACUGGUAUGAAAAUUUUAUUUUAUUCAUAUAUUUUCCUCUUUAAUCAUCUAUGUUUCUGAACAUAUCUGUUCAUUCUCCCCUAUUCAUUGGGCUUCUCCUUGUAAUGAAGUAAAAAAAAGUUUACAUCAUCAUCUUCACAGCCAUGUUUUAUGUUAUGUGGAUAUUUCCAAAUCUGAAUGCCUGCAUUUCUGGUAUGAGGAAGGUAAAAGCAUUUUCUCA
Monodelphis domestica (gray short-tailed opossum) is the source of this 1729-nucleotide messenger RNA. RefSeq names its product olfactory receptor 2D2-like. Gene Ontology annotation, cellular component: membrane. The record is from RefSeq and is a predicted model, not a curated record. Gene Ontology annotation, biological process: G protein-coupled receptor signaling pathway. NCBI's taxonomy places the organism in Eukaryota, Metazoa, Chordata, Mammalia, Didelphimorphia, Didelphidae. Gene Ontology annotation, molecular function: olfactory receptor activity; G protein-coupled receptor activity.